GCAAACUGUAGCACGUGUAGCUAAUGUUCUGACCAAUCAGCUCCACUUGAGCUGAGGGCUAUAAAUCUGAGGCGGUUGCCUUAGAGACGUCUGCCCGUGGAGAGUUGAGCACAAGAACCCGUGAUAUCUCGGAAGAAAAGCGUGUGAUGAGCACCAAGUUGCUGCAAAGCGUACUUGAGACGGCUUCCUCCCUCUUGACCUUUAGACAACACAAUGUCUGAUGUGAAAGCCUGUCCCACUGUCACUGGAAAUCCCCCUCCGCCGGAGGUGAUAAAUCACAAGAGGCCUGGACGUGUGACGAAUCAGCUACAGUAUCUGGAAAAGGUGGUGGUCAAAGCUUUAUGGAGGCAUCACAUGUCUUGGCCCUUUCACCAGCCUGUUGAUGCAGUAACACUGCGUAUCCCAGAUUAUUAUACAAUAAUUACAGAGCCUAUGGAUCUGGGCACUAUUAAGAGGCGUCUUCAGAACAGAUACUACUAUCAGGCACUUGAUUGUAUACAAGACUUCAACACCAUGUUCACCAACUGUUAUAAGUACAAUCAGCCUGGUGAUGACAUCAUUUUUAUGGCGCAGACCCUGGAGAAGCUGUUUUUGCAGAAAGUGUCUAAAAUGCCUGAGAAAGAGUAUGAAAUUACAGCAGUCAUUACAAAUGAACCAAUGAAAGGGAGAAAGACAAGCAGAGGUGCAUUAAAGCAGAGAUCUCAUGAGUCAGAAGUUUUUCUCCAGCAGACAGUGAUGGUCAUUCCUCCUGAUGUGCAUCAAUUCCCAUUGCAUGAAAUUAAAAAGGGUUUUAAGAGGAAAGCAGACACCACGUCACUGCUUACCAGCAGUGAGGCCUCCCCUACUGACCAGCAUUCAGCACCUUCUACAUUAUCAUCCAGGAGAGGCAGUGGAAGGCCCAUCAGACCUCCUAAGAAAGACUUUCCUGUCCUUGAGGGCCAGAAGGUCGGACUGUCUGAGCCGCUCAGGUAUUGCAGUGACAUCCUUAAGGAGAUGCUCUCAAAGAGGCACUAUGCAUAUGCGUGGCCCUUUUAUACCCCAGUUGAUGUGGUUACUUUGGGAUUACAUGACUACCAUGACAUCAUCAAGCAGCCAAUGGACCUGAGUACCAUCAAGAAAAUGGAUCAGCAAGAGUAUGCCAACGCAAAAGAAUUUGCUGCUGAUGUCCGACUGAUGUUCUCCAACUGUUACAAAUACAAUCCACCUUCGCACGAGGUGGUCUAUAUGGCAAGAAAACUCCAGGAUGUUUUUGAGGCCCGUUAUCUGAAGGUUCCCCAAGAACCAGAGGGUUGUCCCGUACCUCCUCAACGAGUUGUCAAGGGAAAUGUAGACCGAGUUGGAAGUCUGUCAACCUCAGCAAGUUCUGAAAGUGAAAGCUCCUUGGACACAGAAAGUUCCUCAGAAGAGGUGGCCCUGCAGCUGGCCAAUCUGGAGGAACGGUUGAAAGUGGUCAGUGAUCAGCUGAAGAAGCUCACCCAAGAGCCCCCGAUGAAACCAAAGAAAAAAGACAAGUUGAAAAAGGAAAAACGGUCUAAAGAAAAGGACACAGCUCGACUAAUGUCCACAUACUCAAAAUGCAAAUCUGUUGUUGAAAAAAUUGCCACUAACAAGUGCUUUUCUAUGCUUGGCAGCAGACACAGAGUACCCCUAAAACAUGAGGAUGAGGCCCUAUCGCUACCAAUGACUUACCAGGAGAAAAUGCAGUUAAAACAGGACAUUGAUAAGCUUCCCGGUGACAAACUGGGCAAGCUGGUGAAAAUCAUUCAUGCCAGAGAGCAUUGCCUGCGAGAUUCCACUCUAGAGGACAUUGAGGUCGACUUUGCAAUGCUCAAGCCUUCCACACUGAGAGCCCUGCAGAGGUUUGUUGCAGCCUGUCUGAGGAAAUGCAACAAGAAUGCCAAAAAAAAGCUGGUGAAGCCCACAGGAGGAAACCAGACUGGGAAAGGAACAGGGACAUGUGAGGUUGCCGGUAAAGAGCAGCACUUCAUUAAGAAAAAAAGGCUCAUAGCUAAAGCCACAGCAUCUCCUGAUCUCAGCUGCCCGGCAUUCAGCAGCUUGUCAUCCAGCUCUCCCAGCGGCAGCAGCAGUAGUUGUCAUUCUAGCACUUCUGAUAACAGUGACUCUGAAUCAGUGCUGAAAACAAAGAAGCCAAAAAGUAAAGACUCCUGCCGAAAGGUUAAAACAAAGCCAAAGCUGAGUCAUCCUGCAUGCAGAAAGGUAUUGGAGACCAAAGAUUUGAGAAAAGCUGCAUUGAAGACUUUCCAGCCUCCUGCUGCCCAGUCCUCUGUAGCAGACAUUAAUAGCCACGCGGUGCACUGUGCUGGAGACCACACCUGUGAUGAGCCAAUUUUGUCACCUCCAGAUUUGUCCGCCCUUCUAUCCCCCAUGGUGUCUCCAGGAAUUCUGAUUGACUGGGCUGCUGCCAGAUUUGAGCAGGGCCCGGUGCUGUCCCCUCUGAGAGACAGCCCAGUGCAGACCAGAGACGAGACUGGGUCAAAUUUCAGAUACCCUGAGGAUUUUCCUGACAGUCAGUUGACUAAUGUGUCUCACACCAAUACAGCAAGUAAAUCUGCUGAAGAGGAAAGACCCCACAUUUCCAAAAAGGACAUUGUUCUGAAAAAUGCUGAGUCUUGGGCAAGACUGGUGAGACAGUCAGUCACUUCAACUGCAAUCAAGUCCUCAAAGGAGAGCUUCCAGCACUUCCGUAAGGCUGCCAUGGAAAAGGAGGAGCGUGAAAAAGCACUGAGGAAGAAACAGCUGGCAGAAAACGAGGAGAAGGAGUUUCCUGAAAAGAGCAGCCUACCAGGCUUGUAUAAAGCUGAACCAAAUCCACAACCUGUCAAAGAGGAUCCUGAUUCACCAGAGCACAUUUGCACCGAGGUUACCUCAGAUGCUCCCAGAAAUGUUGAGCAGCAAAAGCCGCAGCCUCUAACCACACAGUUCUCAGUGGACAAGGAAAGAGAGAUAGCCCGUAAGAAGGAACAAGAACGUCGCAGGCGCGAGGCUAUGUCUGGUAUUGACAUGACCAUGCAGCAGGACAUCAUGACUACCUUUGAGCUGAACCUGGACUAAAAAUCUAUUGUGAUUUACUUGAAAAUGUGUCCUUUUUAUUUUAAGACUUCUAAACGGUGUCUCACAGUAACCUGAACUGUUGGUUCUUCUAGAGAUGAAACAUGACAGCUUAAGCUUUAUGUACAUUCUAGAGACCAAAAAUAUCAAACUAAUUGUGGAAACAAGAACAACGGAUAAAUGUUUUGUUCUUAAAUUCUGUUUGCAUGGUUGGCAAAUGUUUGCACUGAUGCACUCCUGAUUGUGAGAUGAUUGGGGUGCAGCACUUUCAGAAUUCAAGCUUCAGUCUGAACUUUCCUCCUUGUUUUUCUGUUAUUCUGACACCUGGAUGAGUAUUUCUACAACUGCCACUCAUGUGUGACAAGCUAAUUAAAGCAUCCAUACACUGUAGGUAAAUGCCACAGUCUUGUUUGCUGAAAUGUGCAGUGUUUGUUCUUGUGUUUAAGGAAUCCCAGUCACUGAACCCCGACCACUUUAUUCUCCCUAAAACUAUAUUGAAUGCAGACAGAACACUGGUUAUAUAUGCAAGUUACAUGCACACUGACUUUUCUUUACAAAACAUGUUUGCACAAAAGAGAGAGAGGUAUAGUUUGGGCAGAGGUUGAUGAUAGUUCUCAUUAGGGUUUCCAAUGUGAAUUUAAGAGAAACUGAAUAUCCCUAAUUUUUCACUACGUGAAAAGGUUAUACUGUGUUUAGAAUAUAUGCACUGCACUUUGUUCAUACAGUUCUGGCUGUGUUCCGGUGUUUUUGGUCAUUAUCAGCAUAUUCUGUAUGUUACAGGUUGUAUAUGUGAAAAGAAAACUUUUUUUUUUUUACUCAAAAUAAAACCAUUUGCAUUC
Molecule: messenger RNA, 3908 nt
Organism: Monopterus albus (swamp eel)
Lineage: Eukaryota; Metazoa; Chordata; Actinopteri; Synbranchiformes; Synbranchidae
Gene: brdt
Product: bromodomain, testis-specific
Exons: 20
Coding region: 214-3072 (952 amino acids)
Biological process (GO): chromatin remodeling; regulation of DNA-templated transcription
Cellular component (GO): nucleus; chromatin
Source: RefSeq, a predicted model, not a curated record